AAAGAGUUGGAGGAUCGUCGGGGACAGGGGAUGUCCAGGACGCUUUGACGAGACGUUCAUGUAUGAAUGGGCCCAAGCAUUUGUGGCCCAAGCAGCUUUGAGCAGUGACAGCUUUCGCACGCGCAGCCGUUGUUUUACUUCAUGGAUGAUGCAAGAGUUGCCGAGAUUGAGAAGCACUUUGUGCGAGGUAGCACGCAUCACCGUACCUGGCGAAAUGGAGAUUGGGUGAUCGUCUCCGAGGUCCACGGGCCCGGUGAGGACGAUCACUUCUCCUAUGGUCUUUUCCAUGUUCCGACCUGGCAGGGCGGACCGGCCUUGCUGACGGCUCAUUGGACCGACUUGAGCCAUGUGGGAUGCAAAGGGCCCGGCCAAGCGCUCCGCUUCGGCGACAACGACACGGUGCUGAAGGUCGAUGGGAAUGAUUGGAAUGAUGUUCUGGAAACCACGAAGCUCGAGUCCUUGAAUCCAACGGCGAGAGCAGGGUGUUCAGGAUGCGUACUUAGCUAAGUAGCGACUUUGGGCGUUUUUAGAGUGAGAGCCCGGCUGGAUGUGCCUCAAAUGGGGAGUGCAC
This is a messenger RNA of Durusdinium trenchii, 571 nucleotides long. The record is from the annotation of a GenBank genome assembly. Lineage: Eukaryota; Dinophyceae; Suessiales; Symbiodiniaceae.